This is a messenger RNA of Eublepharis macularius, 3788 nucleotides long. RefSeq names its product ankyrin repeat and fibronectin type-III domain-containing protein 1-like. Gene Ontology annotation, cellular component: spindle. Gene Ontology annotation, biological process: establishment of mitotic spindle orientation; regulation of establishment of bipolar cell polarity; signal transduction. Lineage: Eukaryota; Metazoa; Chordata; Lepidosauria; Squamata; Eublepharidae. The record is from RefSeq and is a predicted model, not a curated record. The coding region runs from base 42 to 3422 and encodes 1126 amino acids. Gene Ontology annotation, molecular function: protein binding. The transcript is spliced from 19 exons.
GUCCCAGGUCUCUGAGCAUUGAAUGGUCUUCCUCACCUAAAAUGACACAGCAAAUGAGAGACUUACAACUUACCCAGUCAAGGAAGCAACCAGGGCCCUCCUCUCCAAAUGCCGCCAAGAGGCUGUACCGGAACCUGUCUGGAAAAUUCCGCGUUAACUACAUGUCCUUCGAUGAAGGUAGCUUCACAGGGAGGAGUGAAAAGGAGAAGCUGCGGAAGUCCUACCUUUUCCAAGGCAACGCUGCACUCUUUGAGGCCGUGGAGCUGCAAGACCUGGACAAAGUUCAAGAGCUGCUUAGGCAGUACAGCCUGGAGGAGCUGGACCUAAACACCCCCAACAGUGAGGGGCUACUACCCCUGGACAUCGCCAUCAUGACCAACAAUGCACCCAUCGCCAAGACGCUGCUGCUGGCCGGAGCCAAGGAGAGCCCGCACUUUGUAAGCCUGGAGAGCCGGGCUUUGCACCUGUCAACGCUGGUCCGGGAGGCCGAGCAGCGGGUGAACGAUCUCACGGCGCAGGUGGUGAACGAGGUGCCCACUGCAGACGGCUCAGAAAAGGAGAAGCAGCUGAAAGCCUGGGAGUGGCGCUAUCGGCUUUACAAGCGCAUGAACGCUGGCUUUGAGCACGCUCGAGUUCCAGAUCCACCCACGAAUGUUCACCUAUCAGUGGCCAGCAGCACUUCUGUGGAAGUUGUCUUCCAGGAGCCUCUGAGUGUCAACUCAGCUGUAGUCACCAAGUACAAAGUCGAGUGGAGCUGCUCCCCCACCUUCUCCCCACCACUGGGCGAGGUGGUGAUCGACAAGCUGAAAAACCUACACGUCACCAUCAGUGGCCUUGUCUCGGGUACUGCUUAUUACGUCCAAGUUUCUGCCUACAACAUGAAGGGCUGGGGACCGCCUCAAACUUCAAUACCACCCUUUGCUAUUCCCUCAAACUGGAGAGAAUAUGACGGGCGGGCCCCACGGCGAAGGGGGCAAGCGGAAGCUUUAGACCACCUUCUCACCCAAGUGAAGACUGUGCACCAGCACUGUGUGUGUCACGAGCCUUGCAAGAAUCAGCCACAGAGCAGGAAACACUCGGUCUCCAAGAGCCUCAAGUACCUCUUCCAUCCUGGGAGCAAAUUCUUAAAAACACUGAAAAGGGGUCUCUAUCUGGCUUCCAUAUUCUACAAGGAUGACAACAUUUUGGUGACACACGAAGAUCAGGUCCCUGUCGUGGAGAUAGAUGACACCUACUCCUGUCUGCUCAUGCAGGACUUCCUCUGGUUCACCAAGGUAUCUUGCAUGUGGGAUGAAAUCCUCUGGCUGCGUCAGUGUGUUACCGUCUCCCAGUCAUCCUGCUCCUGCAUUCUGCAAACACGCUUGAAGAUGCUACUGGCCAUCUCACAGAUGCAGGGUCUGCUGGGAAUCCAGGACCUGGGACAGGUCUUUUUCGAGCCCAUCAAAGACAAGCAGGGCAACAUUUUGGUUGUGACCUUGAAGGAGGUGAAGACCAACCAGACCUUUGAGAGUGUCCGCUGGGUUCCCCUUUCCAAGCUGCAGACAAGCCGCAAAUCUGUCUCCUCUCCUGAAGAGCCUACCGCUCUGGACGCGCUGUUGAUGACUGUGCAGGACAAGCUGGCUUACCACCAGAAAAGCAGCCAGGCUCUUCCCCCUGGCCUCUACUUGGGUUACCUGAAGCUCUGCAGCGCUGUUGACCAGAUCCGAGUGCUGGUACCUGAACGGUUGCCUAACAUCCUGUGCCAUGUGAAGAUACGGAACAACCCAAACAUCUCCAGGGAAGAGUGGGAGCAGCUGCAGAACCUGGCUGGCCUGGAGGAGCCUAUCCCUGCAGAGCAAGGUCUUGAGACCGCAGCCCAGAACUUCUUGCUCCAGGAGCUUCAAGGGGCGGUCAAAGAGCUGAUGCAGCUGGUGAACAUCUCCUUGCAUGAGGCCAAAGAUUUCCGUCUGUACAGUCAGGAAGUUCUGGACUUUGGAGGACAGGUCUCCUUUCUCUUGCUGCUGCCGCCUUCUGACGAUGUGUGCACUGCUCCAGGGCAGAACAACCCUUAUACUCCUCGGUCCGGCUUUUUCACUCUCCCUCUUCAGAUUUUUGAGCUAGUUCAUUUUUUCACUUACGACCACGAGUUCAUUAGUCAGUAUUGUCAAGUGUCUGCGCUCUUGGAGUUAGAGUCGCUUCUCUCCCAACAGAGCCUCAGGGAAGCUUUCUCCGAUUCAGAGCUAACCUCCGCCAAGCAGAGGCAUCAACAGGUUCAGGACUAUAUGCAGCAAAUGGAGGAGAUCUGGCGGGAAAUGCGUUGGAUGAUGGACGCCCUGCAGCAUGCCCGGUACAAGCAGCUAUCUUGCGGCAUUCCACUGGUGUGGUUCCUCGAGGACUCCAGCAUGGCGCUGAAGGAGAAAACUCAGUCAACCUCUUCUCACUUGGACUUCCUUCCCUCGCCUACCCCGUCUCCUGAAAUGAGUCGCAAGCUCAACUCAGAUUCACAUGGGAUAUCAGAUGAGGAAGGCUCAUCAGAGGUGUUUUUGGCCACAGACAGCGACUAUGACUCCAGCAGGGCUCAGAGCCCCCGGGAGCUGGACCUUGUUUACUCGACUUCCGGGCCGGAGUGCUGCAGCAGAAGGAACCCCCGCCCUCUGAGGGACAGUGCUCCCGAUGUCCUGCAGAGCCACGAGCUAAAGACAGCCCCAGUUCUGCCAGAGGAGCGCCGGCCUCCCCCCGAGCUCUACGACAGCGACUUUGUGCUCCCCAGCCGGCAAAUAGAGCUACUGCGCAUCACCGAGAAGCGGCAAGCGUACUGUGUCCGCACCAGCAGCCUGGAUUUUCCUAAACCCCUUUGCCACGGAGCCCGGAAGUCCUGCCCUGGUUCUGUUGACAGCUCCCCGACAGAAAGCAGGACUGCAGGCCGAUGCAGCCCUGUCAGGGUUGGGACUGGCUUGGCCUUCAGCCCCAAGCACGGCUGGCUUGCCGAGAGCUCGCAUCCUGUCUUUCGGACACGAUCCGUCGAGUGGACUCGGACCUUCCAAGAGGUGCCUGAGCCGGGGUACAUAGCAAACCAGGGCAAGUCAGCAGGCUCCACAGCAUUGCGUGUGUGUCCUCAGUAUGAAACGGGACUCUCCGAAGAGACAAACGUUAAGCUGCGCAUCACCAACAAGAUGUCGGCAGAAGAGGUGGUGAAGCUUGUGGUGGAAGAGAUGAACGAGGUCUCACGCAGUGUCCUGGGAGAUGCCGAUGCUUUCUGCUACAGCGAAGAGCAACUGGGACACUUCGGACUGGUGUUCGUGUCAGACGAAGUUGAGCAGUGGCUCCCCAAUGACUUUCUUCCUUUUUCGCUCCAAAAAGCUUGGCCCGAUGGGAGGUUCUACGUUCGGAUCAGAGAGACUUCUCCUCUCUUGUUUCAGUACGGACCUGCAACAACUGUAUGAGAGGAGGGGAGCGGGGAGGGGGGGGCAAGUAAGAAACAUCUAACUUCCAGUGAGCAGGCAGCUCAUCACCAAUGCUUCCUUCUUGAAAAGACCGUUUUGUGCCAGAUACCACAGGCCAAAAUGAGGAGCAUUCUGGGCAAUGUGUUGCUUUUGUGUGUGAGUGUGUGGGUUUAUUUUAACCAAAGAGACAAGAAGACUUGGAUGUUACGACUACAUGAAGUAAGGGUGAUGGAGUUUAGGGGCCUUCUGGAUAGUGGAAUGAAUCUUUUUACAGACUUUUUAGACAGGAGAAGAGCUGGUGGGGACAAAGAAGCAAUAUAUAAUUCUGUUUUUCUUUCUGAAAAAAUGAAGGAGGGAGGAAAUGCA